UCCAUGUUUCCGCCCUUUUAACAACAAAACCUGGGGUAGAAGAGUCACCCCAUCAACAUCUGAUACCCAGUACACUGGAUCCUAUAGUAUCUGCCUCCAUCUUCUCUCCUUUCCCCCUGUUUUCGUUCAUCCAUUGACCUCAUCCUCAUCAUGCUUGCCUCUUCCUCCCGAACCGCAUUGCGUCAAGCUGCUACCAAACAGUUCACCAUCAAGACGGGUGUCAGGGCUGUCUCCGCCUGGUCGCAAGUUCCCCAAGGUCCUCCAGAUGCCAUUCUAGGUAUCACUGAGGCUUUCAAGGCCGACACGAACCCUGAGAAGAUCAACUUGGGUGUUGGCGCAUACCGUGAUGACAAGGGCAAGCCGUUCGUCCUGCCAUCUGUGAAGCAGGCAGAGAAGCAGAUUGUCGAGUCAAACCUGGACAAAGAAUACGCCGGCAUCACGGGUGUGCCAGCUUUCACCAAGGCUGCCCUCCAGCUCGCCUACGGUCCCGACUCCGCGCCCAUCAAAGAGGACCGCGUUGUCAUCACUCAGACCAUCUCCGGUACUGGCGCCCUGCGCGUGGGUGGUGCUUUCCUCGAGCGCUUCUUCCCAAAUGCAAAGACCAUUUACAUCCCGAACCCCUCUUGGGCAAACCACGGUGCUGUCUUCAAGGAUUCUGGCCUCAAGGUCGAGAAGUACCGAUACUACAACAAGGACACGAUCGGUCUCGACUUUGAUGGCAUGGUCGCAGACAUCAAAGCCAUGCCCAAGGGCAGCAUCGUCCUACUCCACGCUUGCGCUCACAACCCCACCGGUGUUGACCCCACCGAGCAGCAGUGGAAGGACAUUGCCAAUGCUGUGAAGGAGGGCGACCACUUCCCCUUCUUUGAUAUGGCUUACCAGGGCUUUGCCAGUGGCAACACUGACAAAGAUGCCUUUGCUCUUCGUCACUUCAUCAAGGAGGGCCUCCGCCCCGUACUUGCCCAGUCUUUUGCGAAGAACAUGGGUCUCUAUGGCGAGCGUGUUGGUGCAUUCUCUGUUGUCUGCGAGUCUGCAGAGGAGAAGAAGCGCGUCGAUUCUCAAAUCAAGAUUCUUGUUCGACCGCUUUACUCCAACCCUCCGGUCCACGGCGCCCGUAUCGCGUCCCAGAUCUUGAACGAUCCCGCACUGAACAAGCAGUGGCUUGGUGAGGUCAAGGACAUGGCCGAUCGCAUCAUCACCAUGCGUGCCCUUCUGAAGGAAAACCUGGAGAAGCUUGGCAGCAAGCAUGACUGGAGUCACAUCACUUCGCAGAUUGGCAUGUUUGCAUACACUGGUCUGAAGCCCGAGCAGAUGGAUGCAUUGGCUAAGGAGCACUCCGUGUAUGCGACCAAGGAUGGCAGAAUCUCGGUCGCGGGUAUCACCAGUGGAAAUGUCAAGCGCCUUGCUGAGGCUAUUUACAAGGUCACUGGCUAG
This is a messenger RNA of Periconia digitata, 1434 nucleotides long. NCBI's taxonomy places the organism in Eukaryota, Fungi, Ascomycota, Dothideomycetes, Pleosporales, Periconiaceae. The record is from the annotation of a GenBank genome assembly.